This is a messenger RNA of Alternaria alternata, 3075 nucleotides long. Its product is annotated as ARM repeat-containing protein. Gene Ontology annotation, biological process: post-transcriptional regulation of gene expression. Gene Ontology annotation, molecular function: mRNA 3'-UTR binding. The record is from RefSeq and is a predicted model, not a curated record. Gene Ontology annotation, cellular component: cytoplasm. The transcript is spliced from 5 exons. The coding region runs from base 478 to 2781 and encodes 767 amino acids. NCBI's taxonomy places the organism in Eukaryota, Fungi, Ascomycota, Dothideomycetes, Pleosporales, Pleosporaceae.
GUCGAACCUUUCGUAUUCUGUGCGGAAUCAGUCUUUUCGGGCACGAUGCUCUUUCCGUUUGCUGGUGAAGACGAAUGCGGAACGUCCCGACGCGACGCGCCUCCCUCUAGUUGCGCUCACCUAGUCUGCUGAGAAGUUUCCAUUGCUGUCACCCCACUACUCCGACUCCUCUUGACUUCGCUUCAGUCUCUUCCUUCUACUCUGCUGUCGUUCUUUCCUCACGACGACACCUUCUGCGAUCUUCUGAUUUAUGUGCAUUUGAGCUGUUCUCUCGUCGCUUCUGCAUCUACUUUGGCUAUAUACGUCGCCAAACGAGCUGCGCUGAGCCUUCGUCCUGCAUAUUAUCUGCACAUUUGCCCAAUAACCCCAGAUUUGUUUCAAACCGCCUUCGGAACUGCAGUCUUCACCAUAUAGCUUGGAGAUAACUGCUGCCUCCCGGAUCCAAACCAUCUACCCACACUUCCAAGCUCUACUACCAUGAGCUUCAACAUAACUUCCGACGGUUCUCCUACACCCCGCAAGGGCCCCAAUCGAUUCGCCAUGGCCGGAGACCUUAGGAUUGACACUUCGCCAGAGGUACUGGGCCAGGCGGUAGGCAGCAUGAGCCUGAACCAAUACCCAUUUGCCUUCCAGCGUGCUUUUGGCUCACCGUUGACAUGCAAUACACAGGGCAUGAAGCGACCACUCGGUCCUUCUACCCUGGGCAACCAAAUUCCGCUGCAACAGCACAGCUCGUUCGACGGCUAUAAGAAGCCCAAGAUGGAAGCUCACGAAGAGUCGGCUGUCAUGGACUCGCUCCUACAGCGGCUGAACGGUCGCUCUCCUCCGCAAGACCCAUACAGCUCGUCCAGUGGAUCCAUUCCCAUUACGCCGGCGACGGACGAGUUCACAUCUACCCCACCUACCGAGAUGGACAGCUCCAUUGUCCUCGUCGAGGCCAGCGAAUUGCAGAAGCUGAAGCUGGAAUUACAGGAGGCUCGCAACGAAGUCAACCGCGUCAACCAGGAGAUACACAGUCACCAUGUAGCCCGGUCAACCAUGGAGCACCUGAGCCAAUCGUCUGAGGCUGAUUACAGCUACCCGGGCGAUGUCACUGAGCAGACUCUCACGAGUUUGCAGAACAAGUUUAAUGCCUCUACCAGGAGCAACUACGGCUGGGGCAAUGAAGCUGCUCGUCCGGCCUACACCGACAGUAAUAGCUUCGGACCCCCAUAUCAGGCCCAGACGCAACCUCAGGUCCAGCCCCGACCACAACCCCCACAGUCAGGCUAUCGUCGCAACGGUUUCUUGAAUGAACCUACACACUUCCCUCUCGACCAGAGCUUCCGCAGCAAUGGUAUGUCCACCAGCUUCAAUGCUGGCAUGGGUAACGGCAUGCCGAAUUCCAUCGGCAUCGGCAAUAGCUUCAACAACAGUAUGGGUGUUGGCAUGGGCAACGGAUUGAGUAACCCACCUAGCCGACCUAGUUCAGCCUUCGAUUCAGGCUACAACCAGUACGCUAUGCCACCCAUGUAUCCCACAGGCCAUCCAGCUCCGAUUGGCACCAUGGCCAGCAGAUUAUCGCCUGACGCAAAUGAGUUCAACGUCCAGAACAGCAUGGGGCCAUCACCAUGGAACUCCCAGACCCAAAGUGAGGCAGGUACUUCACAGUACGUCCCCUCAGUUGAACCGAUGAAUUAUCGUCGCCUAUUGGACCGCAAUAUGAGCUGCAACUGGAAAUACAUUGUCGAUAAGAUCAUCUGCAACAACGACCAGCAAGCAUCUAUCUUCCUUCAACAAAAGCUCAAAGUAGGCACACCGGAGCAAAAAUAUGAGAUCGUGGAGGCCAUCAUCUCCCAAGCCUACGCUCUAAUGGUUAACCGUUUCGGCAACUUCCUGGUACAGCGCUGCUUUGAGCAUGGUACGCACGAGCAAGUUAUUGCUAUCGCCCAAGCCAUCCGCGGAAAUACUCUUGCUUUGAGCAUGGACGCGUUCGGCUGCCAUGUCAUCCAGAAGGCCUUCGACUGUGUUCCGGAAGAGUACAAGGCAACCAUGGUCCAUGAGCUACUUCGCCGCAUUCCAGAGACUGUCAUUCACCGAUACGCAUGCCAUGUCUGGCAGAAGCUCUUUGAACUCCGUUGGAGCGACUCCCCACCCCAGAUCAUGCGUUAUGUCAACGAGGCUCUGCGCGGCAUGUGGCAUGAAGUCGCAUUGGGUGAGACAGGUAGUCUGGUCGUACAGAACAUCUUCGAGAACUGUCUUGAGGAAGACAAGCGUCCCUGCAUCAACGAAGUGCUCGCAAGUAUCGAUGUCAUCGCUCAUGGUCAAUUUGGCAACUGGUGCAUCCAGCAUAUCUGUGAGCAUGGCGCGCCUGCUGACCGUAGUCGUGCCAUCGAUCAUAUUCUCCGUUUCAGUACAGAGUAUAGCAUGGAUCAGUACGCUUCCAAAGUCAUUGAGAAAUGCCUCAAGAUUGGUGGUAAUGAAUUCCUGGAUCGGUAUCUGGACCGCAUAUGCGAGGCUCGCCCUGAUCGUCCGCGUAUGCCCCUUAUCGACAUCGCUGGUGAUCAGUUCGGCAACUAUCUCAUACAGUAUGUCUUGACAAACAGUGGCACACAACAUCGCGAACUCGUUGGUGGUCACAUUCGCAAGCACAUGGUCUCUCUUCGCGGCUCUAAGUACGGAUCUCGCGUAGCCAUGCUCUGCUGUAACCCUGCUCUUGCGACGCGCCCAGGACCUCCAGCAGGUAUGCUUCCCCGCUAUAGCAACCCCGCACCGCGCCCCAGUUUUGGCGCUUUCCGUUGAAGGCAUGUUUUCCAAUUCACAUGCCUUCGUCCACAUGCGUAUCGUUGGGUAUUAUCAGCCAGUGCACCGCUCGCUCGAUCUCGUAAAAGGUAUCGUGGAUAUGCCCAAAAGCUAAGAUCAAUGUCGAAAAAAUUGUCGAAAACCAUUGGCUUAAGACGAAAAUACGCAUUUCCUACAGUUGGCUGGGAUAACAUCGAUUCCUGCACACCUUAUUACGACAGAUCCUUUCUUGUUUAUCCUAGCAUUUUCAUCGGGCCUGAAAUACUUGGUAGCGUUAGCGUGGGACAGGCUGGA